Messenger RNA from Cercospora beticola, 1098 nucleotides. Its product is annotated as F-box protein. The record is from RefSeq and is a predicted model, not a curated record. Gene Ontology annotation, molecular function: protein binding. Lineage: Eukaryota; Fungi; Ascomycota; Dothideomycetes; Mycosphaerellales; Mycosphaerellaceae.
CUCAAGGUGAUUCGGCAGGGGUCCAUGCGCGCCUCUCGAAGCCACUUUCAACGGCAGCGCUCGAGUGCGUCCAAACAAAAUUGCAACCGCCGCAUCAACUUCGAGCUUGCAACUUGACAUCCACUUUUGAACUACAGUGGCUUUCUAGAUUCUCUUCGCCGAAUGGAAAUGGGCGACCGCCGCCUAGGAAAGGGGCCUCCUCUCGUGAAGCAUAACCUGCCCGAUCCCUUCACAACUGAUGCCACGAGAAAGACCCUCGUCGAAUCGAACCGACCUUCGAUUUUCAGCAAUGCUGGCGCAUGGCGCCCGUCGCAGAAUACACACGCAACGAUAGCAGCGCCGCGUCCAUCGCCAUCGUCCAGCUUGCAGUCAGCGUUCAUGAGAGACACCACGCACACCGCACCAACGUCGAGCUACUUCCUUAGAACGCUAUAUCUUCCCGCAAUACAGUGGUCGCUGCCAGCGAGCUACAUGUAUCCUGACAGCAAGUACAGAGAAUAUCUACGACAGCGGCAGAAUGUGCGCCUCCACAUUGACCCCAUUCUUGAGAUCUUCCCUCGCAAUACCACGCUUCCAGCCCGCACAGCAGGCUUUCUGGGAACGCGCAUCCUAGUACACCUCGACAUGAAGACACUCCUUCUCGCCCAACGAGUGUGCCGAUACUUCAAUAAGCUGAUCACUCUGUCGCCUCACCUCCAACGCCGCCUCUGGUUUCAGGGCUGCUCCGAGCAGUUCUUCCCCGACCUUCGAGAAAUCGACUUACCGAAUUUCCUCGAUCCUUUGAUCGAGAACAUUCGUGCCGAACUCGAUUUGUUCUAUCACUACGACCCAAAGAACAUGAUUCAAGUCAUACUGUAUGCUCCAGCGCGUGAAAAGGUCUCAUUGUUCUAUGCAUUGGAAGCGAGCUGGCAAAAGAUGUUGGUAAUGAGGAGUGCUGAGAAGAGGAAAUACUGGCGCGUUGUGCUCCCACCGUAUGGGCAUAUCAAUAUGGGCAUCUUUGAUACUGCGCCGACUUUUGGACAGAUCAUCGACGCGAUUAUCGAUGUCUUGACGUAUGGUGGGCGCAAGUACAAGGUGAUCCUCCCGGCAUGCGGGUAG